Molecule: messenger RNA, 1633 nt
Organism: Dothidotthia symphoricarpi CBS 119687
Lineage: Eukaryota; Fungi; Ascomycota; Dothideomycetes; Pleosporales; Dothidotthiaceae
Exons: 2
Coding region: 230-1633 (467 amino acids)
Biological process (GO): mitochondrial tRNA methylation; tRNA N1-guanine methylation
Cellular component (GO): cytoplasm; mitochondrial matrix
Source: RefSeq, a predicted model, not a curated record
GCACAGGACCCUGAUCGCCUGCUUGCACGGAGAAUAGACAGAGUCGCCCUGCCCACACGCACGCCGCUCCCUGUUUUUCUUCUGCUGGAGGAACACGUCCGAGGACGCCAAACCCUGGUACACGUCUGGACCCCGCUUGGCGCCAUCAUCGCCCUCCGAGUCACCACAACGCGACCACAAUCUGCACAAGACGAAUAUCCACACCUCCCCACCACACCACACCCCGCCCAUGUCCGCGCCCGACAUGUUCGCGCCGCCGGUCAACCGCGCCAUGAAGGUGCUGGAUCGCGCCUUCUUCCACAAGACCAUCCCCACGGCGGCUGCCCGCAUCUUCAGCCCCAAGGACAUCGCGCGCUGCCGCAAAGAGCUGGAGAAGAGCCAGGACACGCUGCCCAACCCGCGCCUUGACCCCAUCCGGCCCGACCCCGACCAGGAACGCGCACAGAAGGGCGGCAGGUGUCUGCUGCUGCGGCCCGAAGUGCGCCCCGACGAUCGCGCGACAUGGGGCCCCAAGCUGCAGGACCUGGAGCGUGACGGCACCCUCGGCGUCAUCCCCUACCAGCUGCACCUCGACUACGACUACUUCACCUACGCCGAGAUCACAAACGCCAUCAUCCCCGCGCCCGAGAAGAAGAACGACGACGAGAUCCCCACGGGAUUCACUCUCGCCGGCCAUGUCGCACACAUGAACCUCCGCGAGCGCUACUGGCCCUACAAGCACCUCAUCGCCACCAUCCUCGCCGACAAGAACCCCUGGGUCCGCACAGUCAUCAACAAGGUGGAUAACGUCGGCACAGAGAACGCCUUCCGCACCUUCCAGUACGAAGUCCUCUUCGGGCCCGACGACAUGAACGUCGAAGUCCACGAGCAAGACUGCACCUUCAAAUUCGACUUUGCAAAAGUAUACUGGAACACGCGCCUCGACCGCGAGCACCGACGGCUCUGCAGCCUCUUCACCGAAGGCGACGCCAUCUGCGACGUCAUGGCGGGUGUAGGUCCCUUCGCCAUCCCCGCCGGCAAGAAAAAGUGCUUCGUCUGGGCAAACGACCUCAACCCCGAAAGUCACAAAUCCCUCGUCGCUAACAUCGCCCUCAACAAAGUCACAGACUACGUCCUCCCCCACAACACAGACGGCGCGGAAUUCAUCCGCUCCGCUUCCGCCGCCCUCCUCACUCAAGACUCCCGCGAAGUAAACAUCUACUCAAAAGUAAAAUUCUCCCGCUCAAACCCCGUAAAAUCUAAACCCCAGCUCCUGAAAACCAUCACCCAGCCGCGCAUCUUCUCGCACUACGUUAUGAACCUGCCCGCGAGCGCAAUCACCUUCCUCCCCGCCUUCAUCGGCCUGUAUGCAAACGUCCCGGGCAUCUCGACAGACGAGAUCAGGAAGCUUUUCGCGCCCCACACGCAGCAGAAACUUCCCAUGGUGCAUGUCCACUGCUUCAGCACGAAGAGCGACGACAACGUCGCUGAGACGAGGGAUAUCUGCAAGGAGAUAUCGAGACAGUUGGGGUGUGAGAUUACGCCGCAGACGCCGGAUUUGUGCGUUUGGGAUGUUAGGGAUGUGGCGCCGAAGAAGAGGAUGUUUUGCGCGAGCUUUAGACUGCCGGAGGAGGUGGCGUUUAGGGGCGCGUGA